AUGGCAGAUUUGAGGAAGUUAAAGGCCAUACGUGCUCAAAUCAAAGGUCAGGUAACAAGAUUAAACAAUUUUUUGGUGGCUAAUCGAGACAUAACCGGAGAGCAAGCGCAAGCACGUCUGGAUAAGUUACACGAGUUAUGGUUAGCAUUUGAUGAAAAUCAGACACAAAUUGAGGUGAUGAAAGCAGAAAAUGAAGAAAAAUUGGAAGAAAUAGCACAACAAGAAGCCGGAGAAAGAGAAGUGUUCGAACAGGUAUAUUACAGAGCAAUGGAUGAAGCACGCUCGAUUAUAGCAGCAGCUCAACCGGCGACACGAACAGCGGCUCAAAUGCUAGAAACUGGAUCACAAGGUAACGCCGAUAUAAAAUUGCCUACAUUGAAACUGCCUACAUUUGCAGGAGAAUAUGAUCGGUGGAUGCUGUUCAAGGACGCGUUUCAAUCGCUGAUUCAUGGCAAUCGUAAGCUCACAGAUGUGCAAAAAUUUCAGUACUUGCGAAGUACGUUAAAAGAUGAAGCGUUAGAGGUUAUAAGCGGCUUAAAUACCUCAGCAGAAAAUUAUAUUGUGGCUUGGAACCUGCUGAAGGAUCAGUACGAGAACAAGAAGCUGAUAAUAAAUAGUCAUUUGAGCAAGUUGUUAGAAUUUCCUACAGUAGCAAAGGAUAAAUAUGUAGCCUUAAAGCAGUUUGUUAUGCAUAUUCGCAUGCAUUUAAAAGCAUUACAAGUUUUAGGACAGCCCACGGACCAAUGGGAUGCCAUCAUCAUAUUUCUGGCUAGAGGAAAGCUAGAUUAUCAAUCCCAGCGUGCAUGGGAAGAGGAGAUUAGGCAGCAAGAAUUGGAUCACAUGCCCACAAUAGAAGAAUUUCUAAAAUUCCUCAGCGAAAGAAGUCGCACUUUGGAAAUGUUAGACAGCAAUAUAGGUCGGCGCGAGGCAACCCCCAAGAAUAAUGCAGUUAAGAAGACGGAUAAGCGAAUAGCCUUGACAACGACAUCGUUGACGUGUCCAAUGUGUGAGGACUCUCACAGUCUAUUCAAUUGCGCAAGUUUUUUAAAAUUGUCACCACAGGAUAGAUUUGUAGCCGUAAAGGAAAAACAAUUAUGCAUCAAUUGCCUAAAGGCUGGUCACUAUGCACGAGAAUGUAAGUCAUCAAAAUGUCGCAAAUGUUCAAAGUUCCAUAAUACGUUACUACACAAAGAAUUCGAAGAAUCAACAAAAAAAGCAUCUCAAGAUUCGUCUUCUGGAAAAGAAGAAAGCAAAGAGCAAGCGGUGGUUAUGCACUGUGUUCAAAAAGCAGAAUAUGAAUUAAAAAAUCAAACAGAAUUGGAAUAUUCACACAAGGACUCCAUUUCACACGUUAUCUUGGCCACGGCGCAGGUAUACAUUCGUGAUAGACAAGGUCGAAGGCAAACAUGCCGUGCAUUAUUAGAUCCUGGAUCGCAAUCUCAUUUCAUCACAGAAGAGUUAGUAAAAAGGUUGCAAUUACCAUGCAAAUCUGAAUCAGCAGCGAUUAAUGGCAUAAUGCGUAAUAUUACAAACAUAGAAAGUUCAGUUAAAAUACAGAUUGAAUCUCAGAAUACAGCGUUCAAAGCGGAUUUAGACUGUUUGGUUAUCCCGGCUAUAACGGAGCAGUUACCGCAAGUUAGGUUGAACAAGAGACUAUUUGGCAUACCAGAGGAUCACAAGUUAGCAGAUCCGGCAUUCGAUAAACCAGGCCCAGUGGAUGUUUUGAUAGGAGCGGGCCUUUUCUGGAAGCUUUUAUGUAUUGGACAAAUAAGAAAAGCAAGAGGACAUCCCACUUGGCAGAAGACUCAGCUUGGAUGGAUUGUGGGAGGAGAGCUCAUCGAAGCAAAAGGUGCAGAUAAGGCGAGAUCAGUCAAUUUGUUAGUGACAAACCAGACUCUGAGCGAGCAUCUGGAGAGAUUUUGGACGCAAAAGGAAGUUCAUGAGACUAGACAGCUUAAUGCACAAGAAAUUCAUUGUCAGGAUUAUUUCAGCAAGACAACAAGGCGGGAUGCCACUGGAAGAUUUAUAGUGCGUUUACCAAGAAAUGAAGAUGUUACACUUGGUGAAUCAAAACAGCAAGCGGAAAGAAGAUUUCGUGCAUUGGAAAGGCGUUUUAGAAGACAGCCAUCGAUGAAGAAGGACUACGUCCAGUUUAUGAGAGAUUACAAGGAGCAAGGUCACAUGAGCUUGGUGUCACCAGAUGCAAUAGAGGGAAAAGAGCAGUGCUUCAUUCCCCAUCAGCCGGUGUUAAGGCCGGAUAGCAUUACAACAAAGAUUCGAGUUGUAUUUGAUGCCUCAGCUAAGACAAAUAAUGACAAGGCACUAAAUGAUUUGCUUCUGGCUGGACCUAAUCUGCAAGUAGACUUGCUGCACAUACUGCUGAGGUUUCGUACAUAUGAAUAUGUCAUCAAUGGCGACAUUGCUAUGAUGUUUAGACAGAUAUUGGUAGCGGAAGAAGACCGCAGUUUACAAUUAGUUUUGUGGAGAGAAAAUGAGGAAGAUUUACUGGAAACCUUCUCACUGAAUACUGUUACGUACGGAACUACGUGCGCCCCUUAUUUGGCUAUGCGCUGUUUAAAGCAACUGGCAAUAGAAGAGGGUGAUCAAUUCCCACUAGCUCAGAAGGAGCUGCUCACAAAUUUCUACAUGGACGACGUUCUAACUGGAAGGGAUGAUCUUGAAGAAGCAAUCCAAUUACAAAG
Molecule: messenger RNA, 2702 nt
Organism: Mycetomoellerius zeteki
Lineage: Eukaryota; Metazoa; Arthropoda; Insecta; Hymenoptera; Formicidae
Exons: 1
Molecular function (GO): nucleic acid binding; zinc ion binding
Source: RefSeq, a predicted model, not a curated record